Molecule: messenger RNA, 841 nt
Organism: Salpingoeca rosetta
Lineage: Eukaryota; Choanoflagellata; Craspedida; Salpingoecidae
Product: arylsulfatase A
Exons: 3
Coding region: 38-841 (267 amino acids)
Molecular function (GO): arylsulfatase activity
Source: RefSeq, a predicted model, not a curated record
CAUCAACAACAUCAUCAUCGCCGUUGAUUGUCUCGUGAUGAUGAUGAUGACAAAGAGCGUCAUGUGGGGGUGUUGGGCGUGCGUUGUGGUGGUGGUGGCAGGGAUGGUGACGGUGGUGAGUGGUGGUGUGGCAGAGUCGAAGCAGCAGCGACCAAACAUUGUGCUCAUCCUGGCAGAUGACCUUGGCAUUGGAGACGUGGGCGUCUAUCCCAACCCGCAGCCAAAAGCAAAGAGAUUAAAGACGCCGAACAUCGACAUGCUGGCGGAACAAGGCAUGACCUUCACAGACGCGUACACCGGGUACAGCGUGUCUGCGCCGUCGAGGUGGUCGCUCAUGACGGGUUACCACACGGGCCACAAGGAGGUGUCGAGCGAGGCGCGCCUGCUGGGCAACAGCUCCAUCACUGUGGCGCACGUGCUGCGCGAGGCCGGCUACGCGACCGCCGCCAUUGGCAAGUGGGGCCUUGACGGCAACCCGCUACUGCCGCACCCCAUUGGGGACGGGUUCCCCACGCGCCAGGGGUUCGACAUGUACUAUGGCCAGAGCAGCGAGAUUGAGUGCUACAACUACUACCCUGCGUGGAUGUACGACUCUGAGCACAACGUGACCAUCCAGGCCAACCGAAACGCUACGCCGCAGGCGUGCGGCCACGACUAUGCGCAGUGCUCCUGGUCGGGCGACCUGUGGACGCAGAGGGCGGUCGACUACAUCACCCAGCAGGCAACCAGCCAGCACAGCCAGAAAGACCAGCGCGAUGGAGAGACAGCGAUACACACGUGUGAUGGUGCCACUCAGCACUGGUCUGCAACGACGGCAGCAUAUGUGCCCGGGCCGCCAUAA